GAAUCAUUUUGCUCCUCCAAUGUAGGAGUUGCCCAUGAAGAAUGAUUAAGAGGGAAAAAAAAAAAAAAGCAAGCAAGAGUGAGAGGGAGUGUGUGUGUGUGUGCACAAAUUAAGGUUGGGAAAGAGGGAGUGGUGUCAAUGAGCAGGGAAGCUAACAGAGUCUUCUGCUCGGCAAGGUUUCACCGUGGGUAGCUAGUUCUUCGCACUGUACCCAUUUCAUUGAUUCGUUUACCAGGAUUAUAGCCUUGCAAAGAUGACAAUGGACGCUUUGCAACUAGCGAACACUGCCUUUGCAGUUGAUAUGUUCAAAAAACUGUGCGAGAAGGACAAAACAGCCAAUAUUAUUUUUGCCCCACUGUGUACCUCAACGUCUCUGGCUCUGGCAUAUAAAGCGACGAAAGGUGAUACUGCAGAUCAAAUGAAACAGGUACUCCAUUUGCAAGAUGUCAAAGAUGUUUCUUUUGGGUUUCAAACAGUAACUUCAGAUGUUUCCAAACUCAGCUCUUUUUUUGCACUGAAAAUGGUCAAACGGCUCUUUGUAGACAAGUCUCUUAAUCCUACCACAGACUUUGUCAACUCCACAAAGAGGCCUUUUCCAUCUGAACUGGAACUAGUGGAGUUCAAAGAAAAAACUGAGGAAACCCGACAGAAGAUCAACAAGUGUCUUUCAGAGCUAACUGAUGGCAAAAUGGAGAAUAUUUUGAAUGAGGAUAGUGUAAGUGACCAGACUCAGAUCCUCCUAGUUAAUGCAGCUUAUUUUGUCACAAACUGGAUGAAGAAGUUCCCAGAGGCAGAGAUCAAAGAAUGUCCUUUUAAAGUCAACAAGACUGAAACUAAACCAGUGCAAAUGAUGAAUCUGGAAGCUACUUUUUGCCUGGGCUAUGUAAAAGAAUUAAAUGUGGCCAUCCUCGAGCUUCCAUGCCUUAACAAACAUAUAAGCAUGCUCAUUCUGCUGCCCAAAGAGAUUGAAGAUGAGACCACUGGCUUGGAGCAGCUGGAAAAGGCACUCACCCCCGAGACAUUAUUACAGUGGACCAAUCCCAGCAUGAUGGCCAACACCAAAGUGAAUGUAUUUCUUCCAAAGUUUAGUGUGGAAGGUGAUUAUGACCUGAAGCCUCUUCUGGAAAGCCUGGGAAUGACAAACGUCUUCAAUGAGAGUGCAUCAGAUUUCUCUGAGAUGUGUGAGACAAAAGGUGUGGUUUUGUCAAAGAUCAUCCAUAAAGUCUCUUUGGAAGUUAAUGAACAAGGUGGCGAGUCCCGAGAGGUACCAGGAUAUCGGAUUCUGCAACACAAAGAUGAAUUUAAAGCUGACCAUCCAUUUAUAUUUUUGUUUAGGCACAACAAAACUCGCAGCGUGAUUCUUUCAGGCCGUUUCUGUUCCCCUUAAGCAGGGUGUAUUCAUUAUGAAAAAGCACAAUUACAUCCUUGGUGGUGCAUGUUCCUGUAAAGCUUGGCAUCCUGACUAUCAUCUUUGAAAGGAAAUCUAAGAGGUUCAUAUAUCAGCUGGGUAAUACAAUGUACUCUACAUAUGCAGCAGAACUAGUUUAUCUCCUUAUGUUUCAUCCCCUUAAGCUGAAGGAUUCCCACUGUGAAGAACACAUCGUAUUUUACUGAGAAGUAUCCCAGCCUCAGCAACAAGUAUAUUUUGUUCCUCUGUGACAUCUCUUUCCCAAAAUGAAGUGAACUGAGAGCCCAUUUUAGAUAGACCAGGAGUUGGAAAGGGCUCUGAGAGGAAGAGCUACAUUCCUGCUUCCUAGCCAAACCACUCUCCCUCGUGACCCACGCUCUGUGGAUUCCUACUGCCUAGAAGGGGAAAAUGUGGACACGUGGUGUGAUAGCCCUCCCCUUGUACCUGGCCACACUGUGGUGGUCCAGGGUGCCCUACUGGACCCUGCCAAUGCCCAGUGAAACAGUGCCCAAGUUCUGCAGUGUAGCUAGACAACUCAGGCUAGCAUCAGAGUUUGCAUCUGUGAAACAGCAGCUGCACUGAGACCUAUGGAUGCAAGAGGCAAUAAUCAUGGUGACAAGAUGUACGCCUAGAAGACUCUUCAGCAUGAGCUACGUCAGUUCAUAGAUUGGGGAAGCUGGACUCUGCUGUGUGGGAUUUUUUGACUCAUUGCCCUUCAGAUAUGGAAGACGGUAACAGUUCACUGCAGCUACAAGGAGCUCUGUUGUAUAUAUCCUGAGAAAAAGAAUGUUAUGCAAUUCUAGGGUAGAAAGCAGUUGGAUUAAUAUUGGAAGUGCCACACUUUUCAUGCACAGAUGAUCUGCCAUUUCUAGUUCUGGAUUCAGCAUUAAGGAGACUCCAUACAAUUACUUAAUGUCUGAGGCAUGAGAAAGAAAUAAGGACUUCAAUUUGAGUGACAUUAACAUUGUAAUUACCAGUCUCCAAAUUCCAUAUGAAAUCAUGGUAAUCAGGUUUCAUUUCUAUCUAAAGACUGCCUGCUGCAUAUGUUCAGUACUGGUUUACCUAAUUACUGUUCAGAAUAAAGCACUAUAAAACCUGUGUCAAA
Harpia harpyja (harpy eagle) is the source of this 2513-nucleotide messenger RNA. RefSeq names its product serpin family B member 5 (gene SERPINB5). Gene Ontology annotation, biological process: negative regulation of endopeptidase activity. The record is from RefSeq and is a predicted model, not a curated record. Gene Ontology annotation, molecular function: serine-type endopeptidase inhibitor activity. The transcript is spliced from 7 exons. Bases 254 to 1387 code for a protein of 377 amino acids. Lineage: Eukaryota; Metazoa; Chordata; Aves; Accipitriformes; Accipitridae.